CCGCGAGCGAGAGCGCCCCGAGCAGGUCCGCGCCCUCACCUCAGCUCAGCUCAGCUCAGCUCAGCUCAGCUCAGCGGCUCCGGCUGCGGCUCCGGCUCCGGCUCCCGCGCCGCGAGGACCUCAGCGGAGGACGUCCGCCCCGCCGCUCGCCUUCCCCGGCCGGCUCUUCGCCUGCUUGCGCGCCGCCCCGCUCCGCUCCGCCCGGACCCCCGCCGCUACCGCGGGGCCUGCUGCUACUCACCCGCCGGCGUGUGGGCGUCUCGGCGGCGGCGUCUCUCUGCUUUCCGACUCCGGCGCGCCACCAUGAGCUCCCGCACGGCCGUCAGGACGCUCGCCGUCGUCGUCACCCUUCUCCACCUGAGCCGGCUGGCGCUCUCCACCUGCCCCGCCGCCUGCCGCUGCCCCCUGGAGGCGCCCCAGUGCGCGCCCGGCGUCGGGCUGGUCCGCGACGGCUGCGGCUGCUGCAAGGUCUGCGCCAGGCAGCUCAACGAGGACUGCAGCCGCGCUCAGCCCUGCGACCACACCAAGGGGCUGGAAUGCAACUUCGGCGCCAGCUCCGCCGCGCUCAGGGGCAUCUGCAGAGCUCAGUCAGAGGGCAGACCCUGUGAAUAUAACUCCAGAAUCUACCAGAAUGGAGAAAGUUUCCAGCCCAACUGUAAACAUCAGUGCACAUGUAUCGAUGGCGCCGUGGGCUGCAUCCCCCUGUGCCCCCAAGAACUCUCUCUCCCCAACUUGGGCUGCCCCAACCCGCGCCUGGUCAAAGUCACAGGGCAGUGCUGUGAGGAGUGGGUGUGUGAUGAAGAUGGCGCCAGGGAGCCCGUGGACGGCCUCCUGGACAAGGACCUGGCCUUCGAUGCCUCCGAGGUGGAGUUGACAAGGAACAAUGAAUUGAUUGCGGUUGGAAAAGGCGACUCCCUGAAGCAGCUUCCUGUUUUUGGACUGGAACCACGAAUCCUAUACAACCCUUCUUUUCACGAUCAGAAAUGUAUCAUUCAAACAACUUCAUGGUCCCAGUGCUCAAAGACCUGUGGAACUGGUAUCUCGACACGGGUUACCAAUGACAACCCUGAAUGCCGCCUGCUGAAAGAAACCCGGAUUUGUGAGGUGCGACCUUGUGGACAGCCUGUGUACAGCAGCCUGAAAGUAAGGCAAGAAAUGCAGCAAGACCAAGAAGUCCCCCGAACCAGUCAAGUUUACUUAUGCUGGCUGUUCCAGUGUGAAGAAAUACAGACCCAAGUACUGUGGUUCUUGUGUGGAUGGCCGAUGCUGCACGCCCCAGCAGACCAGGACUGUGAAGAUGCGAUUCCGCUGCGAAGAUGGGGAGACAUUUUCCAAGAACGUCAUGAUGAUCCAGUCUUGCAGAUGCAACUACAACUGCCCACAUGCCAAUGAAGCAGCAUUUCCCUUCUACAGGCUGUUCAACGACAUCCACAAAUUUCGGGACUAAAUUCUUGAACCUACAUUUCCAGCACAAGGAACAGGGAUGAAUGGGAGAAGAGCACCAGAAUCUUGGAAGACGGGGGUGGGGGCGGAGGGGGUGAAGGGACUCACUGUACAAGAGGUGCAUCGCUCAUUCUUGAGUAGCAUUAAGGUAUUGCAAAACUGCUGGGUGUGCUGGUGCAGUUGGACAUGAAUGCAGCCCUGAUUGGAGAAUACUUCGCUUCAUAAUACUGGAGCACGUGUUACUGCUUCAUUUUGGAGCUUGUGGUGUUGAUGAUGUUCUGUUUGUAAAUUAUUUGGUAAGCGUCUUUCUUCUCUAGGCUUCCCCCCCCCCUUUUGGUUCUACAACUGUAAAAGAUGACUAGUGGGAUGCUUAAGGCCUUCAACCUUUGACAGAAGUCAGUGGGAGCGGAUUCUGUACCUUCCUGAAGGUGACACUCCGUGAGUGUCCAUGAGAGGCAGCUACCUGCACUCUAAACUGCAAACAGAAAUCAGGGGUUUUAAGACUGAAUGUUUUUUUUUUAUUUAUCAAAAAUGUAGCUUUUGGGGAAGGAGGGGGAAAUGUAAUACUGGAAUAAUUUGUAAAUGAUUUUAAUUUUAUAUUCAGUGAAAAGAAUUUAUUUAUGGAAUUAAUCAUUUAAUAAAGAAAUAUUUACCUAAUA
Messenger RNA from Erinaceus europaeus (western European hedgehog), 2102 nucleotides. It is a transcript of the gene CCN1, whose product is annotated as cellular communication network factor 1. Gene Ontology annotation, cellular component: extracellular region. Gene Ontology annotation, biological process: signal transduction. Gene Ontology annotation, molecular function: protein binding. The record is from RefSeq and is a predicted model, not a curated record. Lineage: Eukaryota; Metazoa; Chordata; Mammalia; Eulipotyphla; Erinaceidae. The coding region runs from base 304 to 1392 and encodes 362 amino acids. The transcript has 5 exons.